AUGCAAAAUAGAUUUGAAAUGGCUCCAGAACAAAAAAAUGAUGAAAUUCAACAGGAGGAUUCUUGGGCAUUAAUUGGUACGUAUUUCCGUGAUAGAGGAUUAGUAAACCAACAGUUAGAAAGCUUUAAUGACUUUAUUAUGUACAAGCUACAGGAAAUAGUUGAUGAACAUCCACCAAUAAUUAUUACUCCUCAAUCACAAUAUAGACCUGAUGAACAGAUAGAUACAAAAGUACGAUAUGUCCUUAAAUUUGGUCAGCUUUCUCUAAGUAGGCCAUCAGUCGAGGAGAGGGAAGGAGUAGCCAGGGGUUUGUGGCCAAAUGAGGCACGUCUUAGAAAUCUGACAUAUUCUAGCCCUGUAUUUGUUGAUGCAGAACAGAAAGUUUACAGAGUUGAAGACGAUGGCUCUGAGACUUUAGUUCAUGAGACGGUUUACUCCAGGCUACCACUUGCAAAAAUACCAAUAAUGCUUCGUUCAGAAUACUGUUGGACACAUAACAUUAGUGAGCGAGAGCUUCAGAGUGCGGGAGAAUGUGUAUAUGAUCAAGGUGGAUAUUUUAUCAUUAAUGGAAUGGAGAAAGUAUUAGUGGGACAAGAAAGAAUGGCAAAUAAUUUUGUGUAUUUAUUUCAAAAAAAUCAACCUUCAAAAUAUACAUGGAUUGCCGAAAUAAGAAGCAAUAGGGAGGGCAUGCAAGCUACUUCGGGAUUUUCUGUGAAACUUAGAGGAUCAGAUGGAAACCAGGGCCAGAUUGUUGCAACUUUACCAUAUAUCAGAACAGAUAUUCCAAUCGCAAUAUUGUUUAGAGCUCUUGGGGUUUUAUCAGAUAAGGAUAUUCUUUCCAGGUGUGUUUAUGAUUUUAAUGAUACUCAAAUGCUCGCGUUAUUAAGGCCUUCACUAGAAGAGACUUUUGAAUUCUUUAGCCAAGAUGUUUGUUUAGAUUUUAUUGGUAAGAGAGGACCUACCGUUGGGGCUGCUAGAGAGAAACGUAUCCAAUAUGCGAAAGAACUUUUUGAAAAAGAGCUUCUUCCUCAUGUUGGUGUAACAAGUGGUAGUGAAUCACGUAAGGCAUAUUUCAUCGGGUAUAUGGUUCACAAGCUAUGUUUGGGAGCACUUGGGCGUGUCCCAGAGGAUGACCGUGAUCAUUUUGGAAAAAAACGUUUAGAUUUGGCAGGGCCAUUGGUUGCUGCAUCUUUUGGGCAAUGUUUUAGGAAAAUGAUGAAAGAUGUUCGUAGACUUCUUCAAAGGAACAUUGAUAAUGGAAAAGAGUUUGAUGUCGCAGGGGUAAUCCGUUCUGCAUCAUAUAUUACACAAACCAUUCAGUAUCAAUUCGCAACUGGAAAUUGGGGAAAGGAUAAGGAUGGAAAAAUCAUCAGAACGGGGGUUUCUCAAGUAUUAAGUCGCCUUACUUUUACAUCUGCACUUUCUUAUUUAAGACGUUUGAACACGCCAUUGGGACGCGAAGGAAAGUUCGCAAAACCUCGGCAACUUCACAAUACCCAUUGGGGUAUGAUUUGCCCUGCAGAAACUCCAGAGGGGCAUUCAGUAGGGCUUGUAAAGAAUUUGGCACUAAUGUGCGAAAUUUCAGUUGGAUAUAGGCCUUAUGCAAUCAGAACAUUCUUAGAUGAGUGGGGUAUGGACUCUAUUGAUGAAAUUCCCCCUGAGGGAAUAAAAAGAAAAAUUAAGGUAUUUUUAAAUGGGAAUUGGGUAGGCUGUUUCGAUGACUCCGAAGAUUCUAUUUCAAAUUUAAGAAUGAUUAGAAGAAGUGGCGAAAUACCAUAUGAAACUUCUAUUGUACUAGAUGUUGUUAACAGAGAGGUUAAGCUGUUUACAGAUUCAGGGCGUUCGAUGCGUCCUUUAUAUAUUGUCGGCGAAGACGGAGAUCUAAAAAUAAAAAAGUCUCAUAUUAAUUCAUUACUAAACGAGAAUUCAGGGUUUGAUGAGAAGAUGGAGGAUGAAAAACAUGACUAUACAUGGGAUGACCUCGUAAAUACAGGGAUUAUUGAAUACAUAGACUGUGAGGAAGAAGAAACGUCAAUGAUUGCGAUGUUUAUUAACGAUUUAAGAAUUGAUAGAGGUUAUUGCAGUACAUAUACUCACUGCGAAAUUCACCCAUCACUAAUUUUGGGGGUCUGUGCAAGUAUCAUUCCUUUCCCAGAUCAUAAUCAAAGUCCGAGAAAUGUUUACCAAAGUGCUAUGGGUAAGCAAGCUAUGGGAGUUUAUACGAGUAAUUACAAUGUAAGAAUGGAUACUUUGGGUUAUGUUCUUUACUAUCCACAAAAACCUUUAGUUACAACACGUGCUAUGACAUACAUGAGAUUCCGUGAGUUACCUGCUGGAAUUAAUUGUAUUGUUGGGAUUAUGUGUUAUUCGGGAUACAAUCAAGAAGAUAGUUUAAUAAUGAAUCAAUCUUCUAUAGACAGAGGACUAUUUAGAUCUGUAUUUUUUAGAACAUAUGUUUCAGAAGAGAAACAAGUUGGAAGCAACUUAAUUGAAGCGUUUGAACUUCCAAACCCCGAAGAAGUAAGUGGUUUGAGAUUUGGCAAUUAUGGAAAUUUGGAUCUUGAUGGUUUAAUUGAACCAGGAAAUCGAGUUUUAGGUGAUGAUAUUAUUAUUGGAAAAGUAGGGCCCAUAAACCCAGAGGACCGUGACACUCGUAUUCAAAAACUUACAAAAAGAGAUUGUUCAGUUGGAAUUCGAACAUCCGAACAUGGCGUUGUGGACGAAGUUUUAUUAAGCACAAAUAGCAAGGGAGUUAAAUUUACAAAAGUUAAAGUUAGGACAAUUAGAAUACCUCACGUCGGAGAUAAAUUUGCAUCUAGACAUGGCCAAAAGGGUACAAUUGGUAUAACAUACAGAACUGAGGAUAUGCCUUUUACUCAAGAUGGGAUUAUUCCGGAUAUUAUUAUGAAUCCUCAUGCUAUUCCUUCACGUAUGACGAUUGGCCAUUUAAUUGAAUGUCUUCUUGGUAAAGCAUGUGCAAUUCAAGGAUUGGAAGGUGAUGCGACUCCUUUUACAAAAAUUACAGUUGAAGAGAUAUCUAACCGUUUGCAUAGUUCUGGAUUUCAAAAAAAUGGAAAUGAAGUAAUGUACAAUGGCCACACGGGAAAGAGAUUAGAGUCGAGAAUAUUUAUUGGACCAACUUAUUAUCAGAGAUUAAAACAUAUGGUUGAUGACAAAAUUCAUGCUAGAGCUAGAGGAGCUGUAACAAUGUUAACGAGACAACCAAGAGAAGGAAGGGCAAGAGAAGGUGGACUUAGGUUUGGAGAAAUGGAGCGUGAUUGUAUGAUAUCUCAUGGUUCAGCAAAAAUGUUGAAAGAAAGACUUUUUGAUCAGUGCGAUGCUUAUAGAGUACAUAUUUGUGAAAUGUGUGGUCUUAUUUGCAUUGCAGAUCUGGGGAAGCAACAUUUUGAAUGCAAUGCGUGCAACAACAAGUCCCAAAUUAGCCAGAUUUGCCUCCCUUAUGCAUGUAAACUACUACUUCAAGAGUUAAUGGCGAUGUCAAUUUAUCCUCGUUUACACUUACAAACUGCAUAA
Messenger RNA from Cryptosporidium ubiquitum, 3534 nucleotides. Its product is annotated as RNA polymerase beta subunit. NCBI's taxonomy places the organism in Eukaryota, Apicomplexa, Conoidasida, Eucoccidiorida, Cryptosporidiidae. The record is from RefSeq and is a predicted model, not a curated record. Gene Ontology annotation, biological process: DNA-templated transcription. Gene Ontology annotation, cellular component: RNA polymerase II, core complex. Gene Ontology annotation, molecular function: DNA binding; ribonucleoside binding; DNA-directed RNA polymerase activity. The transcript has a single exon. The coding region runs from base 1 to 3534 and encodes 1177 amino acids.